AUGAGUCUCAAUAUUACAUCCGACGGCUCUCCCACUCCCCGCAAAGGCUCAGCCCGCUUCCUCGCAGAUGACCUCAGGGUUGAUACGUCUCCAGAGGUAUUGGGUCUGGCGUUGAAGAUCGAGGUGGACACUCUUCAGGAUCCGGGCUCUGCCGAUGUCUAUGAUUCCCUCUUGCAGCGUCUCUCUGAGCAUUCGCCUCUUGACCAGCACAACAAAAAGAUGAUGUCUUCUGGCGACUUCACCAAUGCCAACCUCAACAUGACAGGCAACCAGUACGCCUCCUCCUCCAAUGAUUCGGUCCCUAUCACCCCCGCUACCGAUAAUUUCGCUGGCACUCCAACCACAGAACCGGACUCCCAAGGCGUGGUCGUCGAUGUUGGUGAAUACAACAAACUUAGAAAAGAGCUAGAGGAUACUCAGCACCAAGUCGCGCGCAUGAAGGAGGAGCUUCAUACCACGCAUCUGACCAAGGCCACUCUUGAUCAUGCCAUUGGUCAGUCUUCUGAAGCAGACUACAACUAUUACAAAGGCGACGUAACCGAGCAUACCAUUUCUCAAUUACAGAACAAGUUUAAUGCAUCGACUCGUCCCAGCUUCGGCCGACAAGAGAGCUGGCCCUUGCAAGAAGAUGCUUUGUCUGAGAAGAGUGACGGUCUUUCUACGAAGCCCUUCAACAAUGGUCAAGCUAUCUGGGGUAAUGGUGCGAAGCAGUCGGGCAACUUGAACAACAAUGCGACCGUUGGCCAGCAAUACCCGGGUGCUAUAAAUACUUGGGGCAAUGAUACGUCUCGCUCUUUCUAUGGCAGUAACACGAACAUGGGAAUGAAUGUCAACACACAAGGCUUCGGCCCAAUGCAGCCUCAGACUCGCCCUUCCACUGGACAAUCCAAUUACCGCGGACGUAAUGGAUACUUGAACGAACCGACUCAUUUCCCACUUGAGCCGAACUACCGCGGGGGUAUGGCCUCAAACCCCCCAAGUCGUCCUGGCUCUGCGUUUGAUGCUCCUCGCUACAAUCAAUAUCAUGGCUACUCCAAUUCAGUGGCUCCAGGGUCCGGUGGAGGCAUGAGCCCGUCAAUGCCGCCAAUGCCGAUGCCACCUAUGGGCAUAUAUGGUCCGUCAAAUGCCUUAACGCCAUACCAGCCACGCCCUAUUGGUAGCAUGGGAACCCGCUUGUCUCCUGAGGCUGCUGAGUUUAGCGUGGAUGCUAUGGCUCCCACCCCUUGGAAUGCACAGGCAAGCUCCGCUUCAUGCAUCCAAUACGUUACACCAGCCGAGCCUAUGAAUUACCGUCGCCUUCUUGAUCGCAACAUGAACUGUAACUGGAAGUACAUUGUCGACAAGAUCAUAUGCAACAAUGACCAGCAGGCUUCCAUAUUUCUGCAGCAGAAAGUGAAGGUUGGCACUGCUGAACAGAAAUUCGAGAUUGUGGAAGCAAUCAUCGCUCAGGCCUACCCACUCAUGGUCAAUCGUUUCGGAAACUUCCUUGUCCAACGUGCCUUCGAGAACGGCACUCCAGAGCAGGUCAUUGCAAUUGCCCAAGCUAUUCGUGGCAAUACCCUGACCCUCAGCAUGGAUGCGUUCGGAUGCCACGUUAUCCAGAAAGCGUUCGAUGCGGUUCCGGAGGAAUACAAGGCGACCAUGGUCCACGAACUCCUUCGUCGCAUCCCUGAGACCGUCAUACAUCGCUAUGCUUGCCACGUGUGGCAGAAGUUGUUCGAGCUUCGUUGGAACGAUUCCCCACCCCAGAUCAUGCGCUACGUCAACGAGGCACUUCGCGGCAUGUGGCACGAAGUUGCUCUGGGUGAAACCGGCAGCCUCGUAGUCCAAAACAUCUUCGAGAAUUGUCUUGAGGAAGAUAAGCGUCCUUGCAUCAAUGAAGUCCUUGCCAGCAUCGAUGUCAUCUCUCACGGUCAGUUUGGCAAUUGGUGCAUCCAGCACAUCUGCGAGCACGGAGCCCCUCCAGACCGCAGUAGGGCAAUUGACCACAUUCUCCGCUUCGCCACCGAAUACAGCAUGGACCAGUAUGCAUCCAAGGUCAUCGAAAAGUGUCUUAAGAUCGGCGGAAACGAGUUCCUUGACCGCUACCUCGAGAGGGUCUGUGAAGGCCGCCCUGAGCGUCCGCGCAUGCCGUUGAUCGAUAUUGCUGGUGAUCAAUUUGGAAAUUACCUGAUCCAGUACGUCCUGACCAACGCCAGCACCCACCACCGUGAGCUAGUCGCGUCCCAUGUUCGCAAGCACAUGGUCUCCCUUCGAGGCUCAAAGUACGGAUCUCGUGUCGCCAUGCUCUGCUGCAAUCCUGCUCUUGCUACCCGUCCGGGACCGCCAGCUGGCAUGCAGAUCAACCGCUACAGCACGCAUAGCAUUCAUCGUGGUGGCGGUGGCAGUGGCUACAACGGUUUCCGCUAAACUAAUACUUCCAACAUCCCCAACUCCUCUUUGGUUUAGCCGGUUGGCAAUGCACUCGUUCGAUCUCGACCAAAAGUUGCAUGGAUAUGCGAAAGUUACCAUUCAUGUCAAAAGGCUUGAACCGAUUUUGCCAUUCUUUGGUGUACGAAUUCGGCUGGCCACGUCGCCUAUCUAUUCAAAGAUCGACCGUUUUAUCUCCUUGCUUGGGAUAACAAAACGUGCAUCUCUUACUGGCAAAACGCAGUUGUUGGGCCAGUAUCGCUUCCUGGAAACACCAUUACCGUCUUACACAAGCACAUGUUCCCUUUUGUUUAACACCACAUCUCUCUCCACACUUUCGGCAGUUGACACGACUUCAUGGGAUACUCUCGACCAUCUCCC
This is a messenger RNA of Lindgomyces ingoldianus, 2790 nucleotides long. RefSeq names its product ARM repeat-containing protein. Gene Ontology annotation, molecular function: mRNA 3'-UTR binding. The record is from RefSeq and is a predicted model, not a curated record. Lineage: Eukaryota; Fungi; Ascomycota; Dothideomycetes; Pleosporales; Lindgomycetaceae. Bases 1 to 2409 code for a protein of 802 amino acids. Gene Ontology annotation, cellular component: cytoplasm. Gene Ontology annotation, biological process: post-transcriptional regulation of gene expression. The transcript has 5 exons.